UAUUCAACAGAGAGGCUUGCACCGAGCUUGUUUUUUGACAGGUAGCCGUAAACGGAAGCGGAAAUUUCCUCCGCUGCUCUCUGGAAAAGCCUCUGAUCCUUCAUCCCGUCCAUCCUCCCAUAAGGGUUUUGUUUAUAGGCCACCAUUAAGAGCACAUGGGCUGAGGUGCCUGUCUGUGUCUGAGAAAAUCCGUCAACAGCCAUUCAUAAAUCUGUUAUUUAGCAGGUCACAGACAAAACUGCCAUCAUGACUCACUCAAUGCUGCGUCGACAAUUGAAGAACCUUGUUCAGAACUUCUCUGAGGCAGAAGUCAAGGUUCGAGAAGCGACCUCUAAUGACCCCUGGGGGCCUUCUAGCUCCCAAAUGGCCGAUAUUUCAGACCUGACGUACAAUGUGGUGGCUUGCAAUGAGAUUUUGACAAUGCUCUGGAAGCGCCUCAGUGAUGACAAAAACUGGAGGCAUGUGUACAAGUCUCUAACCCUCCUUGAAUACCUGCUGAAAACCGGCUCUGAACGCGUUCCCCAGCAAUGUACGGAGAAUCUUCACAUUCUUAAAGUUUUGACAGAAUAUCGCUUCACGGACAAGGAUGGAAAGGACCAGGGGAUAAAUGUGAGAGAAAAGGCAAAGAUUGUAAUGCUACUGGUUGAGGAUGAGGGCAAGCGAAAAGAGGAGAGAGAAUUCGCGAUGAAGACGAAAGACAAGCUGACAAAAGCUCCAACUGCAUCUUCAGCUGCAGGCCCUGAAAAGGAAAAGCCAGAGAUUCCUCCAUACACAGGACUUCCAUCUCUGGACAACAUCCCUUCAGUGGCUGAUCUGACCGCCGCCAUGGCCAAAAAGAAGGAGGAGCAGAGACGCCUGGAGGCCGAAAGGAAAGAGGCAGAGAGACGGGCAAAGGAGGGGGAUACAGAGCCAGAUCUUUGGGAACAAGGAGCCACAGCAGCACCUCCAUCCAGUUCAGACCCCUGGGGAGCUCCAUCUGAUUCUUCAAAUAGUGACCCAUGGGGGGCGCCAUCUAAUGAUGCCAAAGAAUCUAAUUCUAAUGAUCCUUGGGGUGGAUCUGCUGAUGUGAAAAACGGGUCUCCACCUGCCUCCAGUGAUCCAUGGGGAGGAUCGUCCGGCACUGAGAAAGAGUCUCCACCCUUCUCCAAUGAUCCAUGGGGUGACUCUGCUGGAAUUUCUGAGGAUAAACCUACAGCAGCAAAUGAUCCUUGGGGAUCUCCAGACGAAGCACUAAAAGACUCUAAACCAGUAAAGUCGGAUCCCUGGGGGACAUCAGCAGAUAGUGUGCAGGAUUCAGGCAAUGCAGCCUCUGAUCCCUGGGGGGCGCCACUCGAAGCACCACCAGCCAGGUCUGAUGAUCCAUUUGGUGAUGGGGUGAAAGCAGAUAAUGACCCUUGGGGCACAGCAGUAUCUUCACCCCCAACCGCAAAUGACCCUUGGGGAACUCCAUCAGCUCCAUCAGAUGCUAUGACAACCAGUGACCCUUUUGGAGAUGGAGGCACAUCAGAUCCCUGGGGAGCUCCUUCUGGGAACAAUACAAACGGAACAGGUGAAACUUUUGAGGAGACCAAAAAGCCAGCAUCCUUUCUUGGUGAAGGUGCUUCGUUGGUGGACUUGGACUCUCUUAUGUCAGUCAAGCCCAAACCCAAACUGCCCCCCCUCAAUGCCAUCUCCACCUCUACUCAAAAAGCCCAGGGUAAGGAGGGCUGAGAAAGAGAAAGCGAGAGAGAGAGACUUUGAGAAUAAGAUUGACUGAAAAGAGAGAGAGAGAAUUGCUGUAUAUUAUCUGUUUACUUUUGAGUGUUUGUGAUCCAGUGUUUUUUAACGGUAUAGAGUUCAUAUAGUCAUGUGCAUAGCAUAUCCUGUAUGUAGUUGAUGUAAACUCCAUCUCAGCUGGUUUUUAUUCUUUUUUUAUCCCCACUUAUGCUAUAUUCUUCUCUGGUCCCCCCUUCCCCAUCAUCCAUUUUGGUUUGUAUGAUUUCCACUUUCAUCAUUCCCAGGUAUUUUGACGGCUACAUGCAUGACCAUGCCAUUGGCUGGCAACAUGUCCAAUGCAUGCAGUUCUGCUACGUGGCAUUCCAACACGAAUCAUUUUGGUUUUGGCCCCAUGACCUCUAAUUACAGUGCCCUCUCACCAGCACCUCAAAACACGGCCUUCAGGAUGCCUAUCCCCCAAAAUGCUUUUGCAACCCAGAGUACAAGCGUUUUAGGUUCAUCAAUGCCCAACAUGAGUUUUACCACAGUUAACACUAGAAUGGUUCAGCCUAGCGCUGGAGAAAUGGUUCAUUCACCACCUGGAAUUCCUCAGAAAGCUUCUUUGGUUUCAGGCACUGGAAUUGGAAAGGGGAAUAAUAACUUUUUUUAAGUUCUCCGAUCAUCUUAUGCUCCCCCUUCAUCAGACCCAAUUUAUUGUGUGCGUGUAUAAGUGUGUGCAAAUAUUUAAAUGUCAUUGAGCAACAAUAUAAUGUUAGACUUUCUUUUAUGGAGAACAGCAUGCAGAUUCAAACCUUUUUGACCUGUUGGACAAGGAGAUUGGUGCAAGCAGUUUUAAUAUAUUUGUAUAUUAAAACAUUCAUAUAGAAUCCUUUUAACAUGGCUUAUUUGGCUAGUUAGUUGAAUAAGAGAUAUUCUGAUUAGCUUGUCACCAAACAGGUUUUGAAAAGUUGGAUAUGUUGUUCUGAUAAAUAUAAGAGAUGAGUAAAAAACCCCUUGUUUAUUCUUAAACUUAACCAGAUAAAAAUGCAAUAUUUGAUGAAUUGCACGCAGGUGUGCUUUAAUCAGCAUUAAAUAUAUAUGCAUUACCUUCAAAGAUUUCCAUAUGCAGCCUUCUGUAGAACAUAUAGUUUUAGGCAUAUUGGAGAUGGGUUUUGUAGUAAUUAUUAUGAUGAUAGAUGUUCUGAGUAAAUGGUUUGGUUUUGUUUAUUUUUUCCGUGGUCAAUAUCAAAACAAAUCUACUUGCAGAAUUCAGAAGUGACGUUCAUGCACUUUUUUUAUUUGAUUCUUUGGUUUAAUUUAAUAACAUUUAAGAUGUUCAAGCGAAGGAAAUUGAGAAAGAAAGAUAUUGAAAUUUUGAUUAAAAUCAUUCUUAUUCUGUAUAAGAUAAUUUAAGAUGAUUUUUAGCUUACAUCGAAUACUUUUGAUUUCUGAUUGUUGAAAAUAUAUUUAUUUUUAAUAGUGUAUUAUUUAUGUAUUCUAUUUAUUUAUUUAUUUAUGCUAAUUUAAUUGUUAUGGAAAUUACAAUGAAACCUACAUUCCAGAAGACAACACUUUUUUUCAUUAGUAUGAUAAAGUUUUUCUCAUUUUAGCUGUUGUAAUUUUAUUUUAUUACAAAUAAAUAUAUUUAUUCUACCAUCUAUGGUAAAGCUAUGGUGUUAGCUGUGAAAGUGCACAAUUUAAAAAAUAAAGUGAUAAAAUCUU
Paramisgurnus dabryanus is the source of this 3417-nucleotide messenger RNA. It is a transcript of the gene epn1b, whose product is annotated as epsin 1b. Gene Ontology annotation, biological process: endocytosis. NCBI's taxonomy places the organism in Eukaryota, Metazoa, Chordata, Actinopteri, Cypriniformes, Cobitidae. The record is from RefSeq and is a predicted model, not a curated record. Gene Ontology annotation, cellular component: endosome; plasma membrane; clathrin vesicle coat. Gene Ontology annotation, molecular function: clathrin binding; phospholipid binding.